Molecule: messenger RNA, 1521 nt
Organism: Aspergillus bombycis
Lineage: Eukaryota; Fungi; Ascomycota; Eurotiomycetes; Eurotiales; Aspergillaceae
Exons: 2
Coding region: 1-1521 (506 amino acids)
Molecular function (GO): acyltransferase activity, transferring groups other than amino-acyl groups
Source: RefSeq, a predicted model, not a curated record
AUGAACUAUGUACGAGAGUGGCUCUUAGGAGCUAAGGGAAAGGGAGAACCUAUCACCGGGGUAAAGCCGUCCGUGGAUGAGCCAGACAUGUAUCCAGUGCAUCCCGUAGAUCACAUUAAAGAUUGUCAAACGUUCGUGGCGAUGGUCAUGGUUUUCAAUGAUGCCCUUGAUGCCGACAUGCUUAGCGACUCCUUAUCGAAGCUACUUGAAAUUGGUGACUGGAGAAAACUGGGAGGUCGACUAAAAAGAGACGCCGACGGCCGCCUUCAGAUACAAGUCCCGCCAGAGUUUACGGCUGAGCAGCCAGCUAUCACAUACACGCACAUUUGUCUGACCGAAAUGAAAAUCAGUGACCAUCCAAUAGCGAAGCAGCUUCCAACACGCACGGGUGACCCGUCCAUGCAGACGCUGCCAGACAGUGCUGAAUUCCGUACGCUACAAGUUCGCAACGACUUCCCAACGUCAUUAGACGCCUUGAUCGCAGCCGACCUGCCCCAAAUUUCAUUGCAUAUUCACUCGUUCCACGAUGCCACAGUUGUCGGUUUUGCUUGGUCUCACACAUUGAUGGACGGUAUCGGUUGGGCAGCAUUGCUAAGGAAUUGGUCACUCGUCAUGGCCGGCCAAGUGGAGAAGGUGCCUCCUGUAGCAGGAGCUCGCCAUGAUAUUCUUUCUUAUUUGCCUCCUAGCGACUCGGACCAGGAAAAGCUAUUCCCCAGUCAUCUGCGUAACCUGCGGUUAGCCAAGUUUAUCUGCCGGCUGGGAUGGGAGAAGCUUACUGGCCCUACGAAGGUCUUCCGAGCCAUGUACAUGCCUAAGGUGAAGUAUGACCUGUUAGUGAACAGAGCCAAAGACCAGGUCUCUCGAAUUGCGACAGACGUUAACAAGAAGCUUUACAUAAGUGAAGUUGAUGCGCUGAUAGCCUGGGUCACACAGCAAGUCGCUUUGUCGCAGCCGACGCCGAGGCCCGUGACAAUCAUGAGCAUCAUCAACUAUCGUUACCGGCUGAAGGAGUUACUUAGGUUGGAUGAUGUGUAUAUGCAAAAUAUGCUCAUGCUCUCCUAUACGCUUUUGUCUGCGCAGGAAGCUCGCGGCGCGGUUGCACCGCUCGCUCUGAGUCACCGAGCGCAAGUCAUGGAGCAAACGACAGAGCCACGAGUUGCUAGCUUUGUACAAUGGCUCGGUAAGCAGAUUGACACAGGCAAAAGUGUGGUACGCUUCUGUGGUGAACCAGACUCCACCAUGAUUUGGUUAAACUCCUUUACCAAAUCCGAAAUCAUCAAAGUAACCGACUUUGCUCCUGCGGUGGUGCGCGUAGGAGAGGAUGGGGAAACGCGGAGAAACCCUCGUGGCACGAUGGUAAACUUCUUUUUCAAAGACCCAAAUGAACCGGUACCGUCCCUGGACGCGCUGUAUAUACUUGCAAAAGAUCACAGCGGCGGAACUUGGCUCCAAGGGAAUUUCUCGGUGCAAGUGUGGGACGCCCUGGAGCAACAGAUGAAGCUGUUGGUACAGGAAGGCUAA